Molecule: messenger RNA, 2322 nt
Organism: Uloborus diversus
Lineage: Eukaryota; Metazoa; Arthropoda; Arachnida; Araneae; Uloboridae
Product: homeobox protein DLX-6-like
Exons: 4
Coding region: 130-1125 (331 amino acids)
Biological process (GO): regulation of transcription by RNA polymerase II
Molecular function (GO): DNA-binding transcription factor activity, RNA polymerase II-specific; RNA polymerase II cis-regulatory region sequence-specific DNA binding
Source: RefSeq, a predicted model, not a curated record
GCCAGUACUCGCUGUCUGGCGGCUCGAGAGGCAGCACCGAGUGAGAGAGAGAGAGAGAGUUCCCGAGCGGAGUCCCGCCAAACCGCCACCACGUUGAAUUUCACGGAGUUCUCGGCCCCGUAUUCCAGCAUGGCCGGCGCCGCCGACGGCCUCGAGCAGGAGGGGGCCAACAAGUCGGCCUUCAUGGAAAUACAGGGUCAGGGGCUGGCCGCCAUGCCGCCGCACCACGCGCAGCCCUACCCGAUCCGCUCCACGUACUCGCAACCGCCGCAGCCCCACGAGUCCGCGGUCUUCGCCUCCGCCCACAACCCGAGGCCCCUGGGCGCUAACCCCUUUCCCAUGAACUACAGCCCCCUCAACUCCAGUCUCCACAACACCUACUCGCACCCGAGCCACCCUUACCUCGGAACCUACCCAGCCAAUGUGCCCGGAUGCCCGCCUUGCCCGUCACCCCCCAGAGACGCUUCUUCGCUAGUAGCCCUCCAGAGCCGCAUGAUGAGCAGUGCGCCGUACAAGUACAACUCCCGGUCAAUAAAAGAUGAACCGCAGUGGGAUCUUGGUUACUAUGACAUGGGUGUAGAUAAAUCUCAGCUUGAAGAAAGUCUCCGUGUCAAUGGUAAAGGGAAGAAAAUGCGAAAACCACGCACAAUCUAUUCCAGUUUGCAAUUGCAACAGUUGAACAGACGGUUUCAAAGGGUUCAAUACCUGGCCCUUCCCGAGCGAGCGGAGCUAGCAGCGAGCCUAGGACUUACCCAGACGCAGGUGAAAAUCUGGUUCCAGAACCGGCGGAGUAAAUACAAGAAGAUGCUGAAAGCCCAGAACGCAGUCCAACAGCAACAAAAUAGUCAGCAACCGACGACUCCGGGUGCCGUUCAGCCGCCGCCGACGCCGCAAACGCCGCCGGAGGCCCACGACCCGCCGUCCGUCGGUCUCCUACCGCCGGCGGGGUCGGCGCAGGGCAUGCCGAGCCAAGCCGUCAGCCCUCCGGCCAUGAGCCCGCCCAUCUCGUCGUGGGACAUGGCCUCGUCCAAAGCGGCCACUAUGAACGUCACGAACAGCUACACUCCACAGUACUCUUGGUACCACCAGAGCGACCCCUCCAUGAACCAGCAGAUUCUCACCUAAUCUAUACCAGGGGAGCCGGCUCAGCCGACAUCUUGGUUCCAAGCGUGAUAACAUUUGAGGCAGUCAGAAGCAAAGGGAUGUAAGUGGCAAAAUUAAAAAUUUGGAGAUAACCAGUACGCAUGGUAGGUGAACCUCUCCCCUGUCUGGGGGCAAGAGAUGGUUCUAGUAGGUGCUGCUGUAUAGCAUGAUUUAGAAAAAAAAAAUCAAUGAAAGCCUACCUAGGACGUUAUCUUUGCAGUCGUUUUAUUCAAAACUUGAAAAUGUCCACUUACAUCCCUUUGCUUCUCACUCCCUCAUUUGAUGAAAACUGCUAUCUUAGCUUCCGAUGGGUUGCUUGAUUGAUUUCAGUUUCGAAAAGAUUUCAUUUAAAACAAGUGAGGUAUGACAGUGGGGCUUCUUUCCCGAGAAGCUCUUAUUUAAUUUAAGAUAUCAGUUACCUUGCUAGAUUUGCUCAAUGUGGCGUUUGACUCAUCGGUUAUUUUUGCGACAUAGCUGCCAGCGACGUUGAAAUCGAAGCUGGAUCCAAAGAUCUCUCGGAACCAAAAUGUCGGGUAGGUCGGCCUGUCCUCUGAAGGGGCUAUAGAAAAUUCAACGACGGGACAAUGGCCCGUCUCGCUCUCAUCACAUUUGGGCUGCAUUGGCCAGUAAUUUGUCGUUCUCGAGCCAAAUACGUGACAGAUUCUUUUUUUGCAAUUGUGUCGUCUUCUGGAUGUCCUACCGGUGACGUUACCCAACGCAGACCCGUGGAAUUCAUUCUGGUGCAGACGCUGACAGUGCAAAGUGUUUUUCUCGAUCAGUGGUCACAAGUAUUUAUCGUCGACUUUCGUAUACUAUGACAUGUUUUGAAUAAAAUUUUCAUGUUUCAAUUUCCUGGCUACAUCCAUGAGCAAGACAUUUGAGCAUGUCCUGAUCGCACACUUCGUGUCUAUUUUUUAUAUGUAGGUCAAAAGCUCUCUCAAAAAGUGACGCAUUUUUUAACAUUUAUGAAUUGAAAAUGAUUGUUUCUCCUCAAGCAGAAGCAAAAAGUGAAAAUUCCGACCUGUUCUUGUAUUUAAGACGAAAUUUUAGCAAUUUUAUCAUUUGUCCCAUGAAAGACCAAGUGGUUUUUAUGACGCAUUUCCCGACUUCUGAAGCGACUGUAAAUAGAAAUUCAAUGUGUACAUAUCGACUGUAAAAUGACUUCGAAUAUCAGUAAUA